Molecule: messenger RNA, 1502 nt
Organism: Drosophila bipectinata
Lineage: Eukaryota; Metazoa; Arthropoda; Insecta; Diptera; Drosophilidae
Gene: Fntb
Product: Farnesyl transferase beta subunit
Biological process (GO): protein farnesylation
Cellular component (GO): protein farnesyltransferase complex
Molecular function (GO): protein farnesyltransferase activity
Source: RefSeq, a predicted model, not a curated record
GUGGCAGCACACGAAAAGAAAUCGAUAGUCGAUAACUCGAUAAUCGCUUUUUGUUUAUUGUUAAGUUUCCAUACAACAUGAAGCCGGAGGAAGAGUUGCUAUUAUUCCGGGACUUUCAGCGCCUAAGGAGCUGCAAGCACGACGAUGAGAAGGUGUCCACAGCAACGUCCCGCGAGCAGCAAAAGACUGAGAUCUCAAUAGAGAAAUGCUUCGACCGCUUCGAAGCACAGCUUUUUACACACCCGCGCCUUUCCCAGUUCUUCCGUUUGGAGCACCAGCACUACUUGGACACGAUGUUGCGCCGGUUGCCGCCCAACUACGAGUGCCUGGACAGCAGCCGACCUUGGUGCAUCUACUGGAUCCUGCAAGCAGCUCAAUUGCUGAGUUUUAACUUUGAUGAUAAAACCCAAGAUCAGGUGGUGCAGUUCCUUACCAAAUGCCGUGCUCCAACGGGUGGCUUUGGCGGAGGUCCUGGCCAGUAUGCCCAUCUGGCACCCACAUACGCAGCGGUGAACAGUCUGUGCAUCAUCGGUACGGAGGAAGCCUACCGUGCCAUUGACCGACCAACGCUGGUGCAAUUCCUGUUCAGCGUGCGAGAAGCAGACGGCUCCUUCCGCCUGCAUGUAGAUGGAGAAACGGACGUGAGGGGCGCAUACUGCGCCAUUUCGUGCGCCAAGGUAGUCAAUCUGCCGGAUCCUGUGCUCCGAGAGCUGUUCGCUGGUACCGGCGACUGGAUAGCUGGAUGCCAAACGUAUGAAGGUGGAUUUGGGGGCGCCCCCGAUCUGGAGGCUCACGGGGGCUACACAUUCUGCGGCAUUGCCGGCCUUGCCUUGCUUAACGAAGCGGACAAGUGCGAUAAGCAGGCUCUGCUUAAAUGGACACUGCGACGCCAGAUGCGGUAUGAAGGCGGUUUUCAGGGUAGAACAAACAAGCUGGUGGAUGGAUGCUAUUCUUUUUGGGUCGGAGCCACCAUACCCAUAACGCAAGCCACGCUCUCCGCAGACGACAAGGAAAUGGAUCACGCUCUGUUCGAUGUAGAGGCACUGCAAGAGUAUAUCCUACUUUGCUGCCAGAAGCAGAACGGUGGUCUCAUCGACAAGCCAGGAAAACCCCAAGAUCUGUACCAUACGUGCUAUACCCUAAGCGGAGUGUCCAUUGCCCAGCACUCGGAAUCCGCCAGCCGCCCUCAAGUCCUCGGGGACACCAUCAAUGAGCUUCUGCCCACCCACCCGCUGUUCAACAUCCCACCAAAGUCCGUGGCGGCAGCCCGAAGUCACUUUGACAAAUGCAACGAUAUGGAGUUCGCUGGUAGCGACAGUACCUGAAGGGAAACGAUUAGAGGGACAGAAAGUAUGCUUAACAAGGAAGAUAUGAUCUUUCUACUGGGACAUUUGAUUCCACUAAAAAUUUUUGAACCAAAUUUUCAACUUCAAUAAACUUAUUUUGAACUGCAUUUAUGUAUAUACUACGUCUGGAUUAAAAUCUGCAAAAAUUUCCAUAUA